GCGUCUUUCUCUUGCUUCACAUUGCUGCCCAGUCGCCACACCAUCAAUCACGUCUUUCCUUUUAUCAGCUCUUUUACCUUCCUCAUUGUUGUUCUCAAUUUAGUCGUAUAGGGAUAAUAACUUCAAGUCGAAUAGGGAGGUUUACCGUUCUGCUUUACAAUCAUGGCUUCUCUGCCACCACCACCACCUCCUGGUUGGCAAGGUGUUUCUGGUUCUGGUGCUCCUCUCCAGCCCCCUCCGCCUGGAUACAGACCGCCGGCCGAUCCACAGCAGGCGAAGUUUGAUCAGAAAAAAAAGGAAUGGCUGCGCAUCCAGAAGAAUAGGUUUGGAGAAAAGAGGAAGAAUGGGUUUGUCGACACCCACAAAGCCGACAUGCCUCCGGAGCAUUUGAGAAAGAUUGUGAGGGAUAUUGGCGAUGUUAGUCAGAAGAAAUUUUCAGCAGACAAGAGGGCAUAUUUAGGGGCUUUGAAGUUUAUGGUGAGUUUUUGCCCUGUCAUGCUCAAUGCAUCCAUACCUGCAGAUACUUAUUUGUAUGUGAAUUUCUAGCCGCAUGCCGUCUUGAAGCUAUUGGAGAAUAUGCCUAUGCCUUGGGAGAGCGCUCGUGAAGUUAAGGUUCUGUAUCAUGUCAAUGGCUGCUUAACCUUGGUCAACGAGAUUCCCCGCGUUAUCGAGCCAGUCUUUCAUGCGCAAUGGGCAACGAUGUGGGUGUGUAUGAGGAGAGAAAAGUCGGAUCGUAGGCAUUUCAAGAGAAUGCGUUUCCCACCAUUUGACGAUGAGGAACCUCCAUUGUAAGUUGUCUCGUUUUUCUUGCUCUUCUGGUGGCUUGUUGACAUCGCGGAAUGGUUCUAAUAGGGCUACUGUAUAGGUCCUGGAGUGAAAACAUCGAAGACGUUGAGCCGCAGGAGCCAAUACAGAUGGAGCUGGAUGAACUUGAGGAUGCUGCGGUUAUCGAAUGGUUUUACGACCACAGGCCAUUACUUGACACCCCACAUGUGAAUGGCCCCGGAUAUAAGAGGUGGAAUCUUGAUCUUUCCCAGAUGGCUACGUUAUACCGUCUCUCUCAACAGCUAUUGUCCGACCUUGUCGACAAAAAUUAUUUCUAUAUGUUUGAUAGGAAGAGUUUUUUCACGGCAAAAGCUCUGAACGUCGCGAUACCAGGUGGACCUCGAUUCGAGCCUUUGUAUAAGGAUAUCGACCCAAAUGACGAAGAUUUUGGCGAGUUUAACGCUAUUGACCGGAUUAUCUUCCGUUCUCCCAUCAGAACCGAAUACCGGGUGGCGUUUCCAUUUUUGUAUAAUUCGCUCCCUAGAUCAGUGCACCUGUCGUGGUACCACUACCCACAGAUAACCUACGUUCGGGCUGAAGAUCCUGAGCUUCCAGCCUUUUACUUCGAUCCUGUAAUAAACCCCAUUUCAUCUCGCUCAGUAGCUCCGGCAAAUCUCACGGUAUCGCAUGAGGAUGAAGUUUUUGGCUACGGCAAUGAUGAGGAUGAUUUUCAGCUUCCAGAUGAGGUGGAGCCUUUCAUGGCGGAAGAAGCGUUAUACACCGAAAACACAACGUCGGCCAUCGCCCUCUGGUGGGCCCCGUACCCUUUCGAUCGUCGCUCUGGCAAGACUGUUAGAGCGGAAGAUGUUCCGUUAGUAAAACAAUGGUAUCUUGAGCACUGCCCGCAGGGCCAACCUGUAAAGGUCCGGGUCUCGUACCAAAAGCUAUUGAAAACCUACGUGCUUAAUGCACUUCACACAAGGCCACCUAAGGCGCAAAAUAAGCAAGACCUAUUCCGGACGUUGAAGGGGACUAAGUUUUUUCAGACGACUACGAUUGAUUGGGUAGAGGCGGGUUUGCAGGUGUGCAGACAGGGGUUCAACAUGCUGAAUUUGUUGAUUCAUAGAAAGAACUUGACCUAUCUUCAUCUGGAUUACAACUUCAAUCUUAAGCCGGUGAAGACUCUUACCACUAAAGAACGCAAGAAGUCCCGAUUUGGGAACGCCUUCCAUCUUAUGCGAGAGAUCCUUCGUCUUACCAAGCUUAUUGUCGAUGCCCAGGUGCAAUACCGACUUGGAAAUAUUGACGCCUUUCAAUUGGCGGACGGCAUUCUCUACGCAUUCAACCAUGUUGGACAGUUGACGGGUAUGUACAGGUACAAGUAUAAAUUGAUGCAUCAAAUUCGUGCCUGUAAGGAUUUGAAGCAUCUAAUCUACUACCGUUUUAACUCGGGGCCUGUCGGAAAAGGUCCUGGAUGCGGAUUUUGGGCACCGGCUUGGAGGGUAUGGCUCUUCUUCAUGCGAGGUAUUCUCCCAUUAUUGGAAAGGUGGCUCGGGAAUUUGUUAGCAAGACAAUUCGAGGGACGUCACAGCAAAGGAGUUGCCAAAACUGUUACGAAGCAACGGGUGGAAUCUCAUUUCGAUUUGGAAUUGAGGGCAGCUGUCAUUCAUGACAUCACGGAUAUGAUGCCGGCUGGCAUGAAGUCGAACAAGGUCAAUACGGUUUUGCAGCAUCUUAGUGAAGCAUGGAGAUGUUGGAAGAGUAACAUUCCCUGGAAGGUCCCUGGCCUUCCCGCGCCGAUCGAAAACGUUAUUUUACGGUAUGUCAAAAGCAAGGCCGAUUGGUGGGUGAGCGUCGCCCACUAUAAUAGAGAGCGUAUUCGGAGAGGUGCUACUGUCGACAAAACUGUGGCUAAGAAGAAUCUGGGGAGGUUAACGCGCCUCUGGUUGAAAGCCGAGCAAGAAAGGCAGCACAAUUACAUGAAGGACGGACCGUAUGUCUCCUCGGAAGAAGCCGUUGCAAUCUACACUGCCGCGGUCCAUUGGCUGGAGGCUAGGAAGUUUUCUCCAAUUCCGUUCCCUAGCGUCUCCUACAAGCAUGACACGAAAAUCCUGAUUCUCGCUCUCGAAAGAUUGAGGGAGGCAUAUUCGGUCAAAGGCAGGCUUAACCAAAGUCAAAGAGAAGAGUUGGCCUUGAUCGAGCAGGCCUACGAUUCACCUGGAACGACCCUUACCAGAAUAAAGACUGCUCUCUUGACUAGGCGUGCGUUCAAGGAGGUCGGAAUCGAUAUGAACGAUAACUACAGUACGAUCAACCCAGUUUACGAUGUGGAACCGAUAGAAAAGAUCACGGAUGCGUACUUGGAUGCGUAUCUUUGGUACCAAGCCGACCAACGCCACCUUUUCCCCGCCUGGAUCAAACCCUCCGACUCCGAAGUUCCGCCCUUGCUUGUUUAUAAAUGGGCUCAAGGAAUCAAUAAUCUUCAUGGCGUUUGGGAGACUGUGGAUGGUGAAUGCAAUGUCCUCCUCGAGACCCAACUGUCAAAAGUUUACGAGAAGAUUGAUAUCACCUUCCUUAACCGUCUGCUUCGCUUGAUCAUGGAUCACAAUCUUGCGGAUUACAUCACAGCCAAGAACAAUGUCGUCCUCAAUUAUAAGGACAUGAAUCAUACAAAUAUGUACGGAUUGAUUCGUGGUCUUCAGUUCUCCGCAUUCGUUUUCCAGUACUACGGUCUGAUUUUGGACUUGUUGAUAUUGGGAUUGGAGAGAGCUUCUGAGAUUGCCGGACCCCCGCAGAGGCCCAAUGAAUUCCUUCAAUUCCAAGACUUGGAAACCGAGACUAAGCAUCCUAUCCGACUUUACACCAGAUAUGUCGACCGAAUCUGGGUCUUUUUCCGAUUCUCUGCCGACGAUGCUCGUGACCUUAUCCAAAGGUUCUUGACAGAACAACCCGAUCCAAAUUUCGAGAAUGUCAUUGGUUAUCGGAACAAGAAGUGUUGGCCUAGGGACUCAAGGAUGAGGUUGAUGCGCCAUGAUGUCAACCUUGGCAGAGCUGUUUUCUGGGACCUGAAGAAUCGCCUUCCUAGGUCUGUGACUACUAUCGAGUGGGAAGAUACAUUUGCCAGUGUCUAUAGUCGGGAUAACCCGAACCUCCUCUUUUCCAUGUCCGGAUUUGAAGUAAGAAUUCUUCCAAAGGCCCGUAAUCAAAAUGAAGAGUUCCCCGUCAAGGAUUCCGUUUGGUCGUUGGUGGACAACAAUUCGAAGGAGAGGACAGCUCAUGCUUUCCUGAGGGUCACUGAGGAUGAUAUUGCCAAAUUUAACAACCGUAUUCGUCAGAUCCUUAUGAGCUCUGGAUCUACCACUUUUACUAAAAUCGCCAACAAAUGGAAUUCGGCUCUUAUUGCCUUAUUUACUUACUACCGCGAAGCUGCAAUCUCGACUGAGGCAUUACUAGAUACCAUUGUGAAAUGUGAGACCAAGAUUCAGACUAGAGUCAAGAUCGGGCUCAAUUCUAAAAUGCCAUCGAGGUUCCCGCCUGCUGUCUUCUAUACGCCUAAGGAACUUGGUGGUCUGGGAAUGAUUUCAGGAAGUCAUAUUUUGAUUCCUACAAGUGACAGGAGGUGGAGUAAACAGACUGAUGCUGGUAUCACUCACUUCCGGAGUGGAAUGACGCACGAUGAUGAUGUGCUUAUCCCGAAUAUCUUCCGAUACAUUCAACCCUGGGAAGCUGAGUUCAUUGAUUCUGCUCGUGUCUGGUCUGAGUACGCACAGAAGAGGGCUGAGGCCAAUCAGCAAAACCGAAGGUUGACGCUUGAAGAUCUUGAGGACUCUUGGGAUAGAGGUAUUCCAAGGAUAAAUACUUUAUUCCAGAAGGACCGGAGUACUUUGGCGUUCGAUAAGGGAUGGAGAGUUAGGACUGAGUUUAAGAUAUACUCUAUGAUGGUAUGUUUCGCAGUGAAUUGCCCUGAUUGAUGCAUAAGUGCUAACAUUGCCUUCAGAGAUCCAAUCCAUUUUGGUGGACAUCCCAACGCCACGAUGGUAAACUUUGGAACCUUAACGCAUACCGGACAGACGUCAUUCAGGCAUUGGGUGGUGUUGAGACUAUCCUUGAGCACACCCUCUUUAAAGCAACUGCAUUCCCCUCCUGGGAAGGGCUCUUUUGGGAGAAAGCAUCCGGUUUUGAAGAGUCGAUGAAAUUCAAGAAGCUUACCAACGCUCAGAGGUCUGGUCUUAACCAGAUUCCAAAUCGUCGAUUUACUCUGUGGUGGUCACCCACUAUCAAUCGGGCCAACGUCUAUGUAAGUUUGCGGGAGCGACACUCUGCAGCUAUGUUUCAAGGACUAAUGAUUCUUAGAUUGGUUUCCAAGUCCAAUUGGAUUUGACGGGUAUCUUCCUUCACGGAAAAAUCCCAACCCUAAAGAUCUCCCUUAUUCAGAUCUUCCGAGCCCAUUUGUGGCAAAAGAUACACGAAAGUGUCACUAUGGUAGGUUUUCUAUAUCCUGUCCGGUGGGGGAGCGCGUUCUAACUCUUAGCCAGGACCUUUGUCAAGUUUUUGAUCAGGAGUUGGAGGCACUCGGUAUCGAGACAGUGCAGAAGGAGACCAUUCAUCCCAGGAAAUCGUACAAGAUGAACAGCUCCUGCGCAGACAUCUUGCUUUUUGCUGCCUACAAAUGGAAUGUCACUCGCCCCAGCUUGCUCCAUGACCAAAAGGAUGUUAUUGAGCAAAACGCUACAAAUAAAUUCUGGAUCGACGUUCAAUUGCGAUACGGAGAUUAUGACAGUCACGAUGUCAGCCGAUAUGUGAGAGCCAAGUUCCUUGAUUACACUACCGAUUCUCUCUCCAUCUAUCCGUCUCCGACUGGUGUGAUGAUUGCCAUCGAUCUCGCCUAUAAUCUCUAUGACGCUUAUGGUCAAUGGUUCCCCGGCUUGAAACAACUCGUCCAACAGGCGAUGGCCAAGAUUAUGAAGGCAAAUCCUGCGUUGUAUGUCUUGCGAGAGCGAAUCAGAAAGGGACUGCAACUUUAUGCCUCUGAGAGCAAUCAGGAGUUCCUUAAUUCGCAGAACUAUUCAGAGCUGUUUAGCAAUCAGAUCCAGUUGUUCAUUGACGAUACCAACACAUAUCGUGUUACCGUCCACAAGACCUUCGAGGGUAACUUGACUACCAAGCCGAUCAAUGGAGCCAUAUUUAUUCUUAACCCUCGUUCCGGCCAGUUGUUCUUGAAGAUUAUUCACACCUCAGUCUGGGCUGGUCAGAAGCGUCUUGGCCAGUUGGCAAAAUGGAAAACGGCAGAAGAAGUGGCCGCUCUCAUUCGCUCACUUCCUGUUGAGGAACAGCCGAAACAACUAAUUGUGACAAGAAAGGGGUUGCUGGAUCCCUUGGAGGUGCACCUUCUCGAUUUCCCUAACAUUUCUAUCCGAGCAUCAGAGUUGCAGCUUCCUUUCCAGGCUGCAAUGAAAAUUGAAAAGUUGGGUGACAUGAUUCUGCGUGCCACGGAGCCUCAGAUGGUUCUAUUCAAUCUCUACGAUGACUGGACUAAGACGGUAUCCUCGUAUACGGCUUUCUCACGUUUGAUCUUGAUCCUCAGGGCUUUGCACGUCAAUCAGGACAAAACUAAGCUGUUAUUGAGGCCGGAUAAGACGGUCAUCACACAGGAGCAUCAUAUUUGGCCUACUUUGUCGGAUGAUGAUUGGAUUAAGGUCGAAACGCAACUCAGGGAUCUUAUUCUUAAUGACUACGGGAAAAAGAAUAACGUCAAUGUCUCGAGCUUGACUAGUAGCGAAGUGAGAGACAUCAUUCUUGGUAUGGAGAUAAGCGCGCCGUCGAUGCAACGCCAACAGGCUGCCGAAAUCGAGAAGCAGCAGCAAGAGCAAGCUCAGCUUACCGCGGUUACUACAAGAACGCAAAAUGUUCACGGAGAUGAGAUGAUUGUCACUACAACUUCCAAUUAUGAGCAGCAGGCAUUCGCCUCCAAGACGGAAUGGCGCAGUAGGGCCAUUGCCGCUAGCAACCUUCGGACUCGGUCGAACCAAAUCUUCAUCUCAUCAGAUGAUAUCUCGGAUAAUGGCCAGUACACCUACAUUAUGCCGAAGAACAUCCUAAAACGGUUCAUCAUGAUCGCCGAUCUCCGUAUGCAGGUAGCUGGCUAUGUCUAUGGUUCAUCGCCACCAGACAAUGACCAGGUCAAAGAAAUUAGGUGUAUUUCUAUGGUUCCACAGAUUGGGAGUCUGAACACAGUCCAGCUUCCUCACCAUCUACCCCAACACGAUUAUCUCACGAAAGAGAACGGAUUGGAGCCGCUUGGCUGGAUUCAUACCUGGGCUCAACCAAACGAGACGCCAUACCUGAAUGCCUUUGAUACGACCCAACAUGCAAGACUCAUGUCAGCCCACAAGGAGUGGGACAAAAAGACCAUCACCAUGACUGUCGCAUUCAAAGCGGGAUCAGUCUCGCUCGCGGCAUACGGUCUCGCACCCGCCGGCUACGAAUGGGGUGCACAGAACAAAGAUCUCGGGAACGACAUGCCCCCAGGGUUCCAGACCAACAUGGGCGAGAAAUGCCAGUUAUUGCUCUCAGAUAAGAUUAUGGGAUUCUUCCUGGUCCCCGAGAGUGGUGUUUGGAAUUACUCUUUCCUUGGUGCGAACUUUAGUACCGAGGCGGAGAAGAAGGCAUACCAUGUCAAGAUUGAUACCCCGGUAGGGUAUUAUGCGGAUAUCCACCGGCCCUUGCACUUCCAGAACUUUGCUGAGUUGGAGGAUAUCUGGGUGGAUCGUAGCGAUAAUUUCGAGUAGAUGGAUAGGCGGUUGGUUAAGGGUCUCUUUGAUUCGGAAUUUGUACUAUUUCGCGGGGGUGGCUUUUUCUUUUUGACUUGUUGAUGUGUUGCGAGAAUUCUUGUAAUCAUAGUUGUGGGUUUGGUUCUGUUUGUUUUGUUUUUUUGUUUCGUUUUGUGUUUCUUCAAAAAGGUCGGAUAUCGGAAGUUUGGGUAAUGAUGCGGAGUGAUGAGGCUUUCUGUAUUCAACGAAUUUCUUAGCCAAUGCCCGGCCCCCCUGCCCCCUUUUCAGCAGCUACGAUAAUAUAUCCAUUGCUAGCAAACCGUCAAUCCACUUUUUUGGGUGUUCCCAAUUUAUUGCUAGUGGUGAUAUACAAACUUUUGGACACUGGGGUCUAUAUGGAGAAAAGGAUAUUUCACUUUUCCAAACGCCUCCGGUGCUAUUGCUAUGCCAUCAGAUUCAAACACCAGCUCCGCCCCCAAGAUGCCCAUCACCCCAUCAAAAGGUACACGGGACGAGAGCCCGAAAAUCCCUACCCAUAGCACAUCCAAGCGAUUGAGCCCCUCCAAGCUAACCAAUAACCCCGCCUCCCAAAAAAAAAAAAAAAAAAGUAAAAACGCGACAAUCAAAAAAUCACUAUUAAGAGGUCUCCUCGAGGCAGGGGAAUGAAAGAAAAAAUCUCGCAACUAGGGCUUCAACGCCUAACAUGUUCCCGGCUCCUGACCCAAGCCCAAUGCCUGCUCAGUUCAUCCUCAGCUCUACCAAUUACGCAAACACGGUCCAAAGCUCAGAAACACUCCUCUCAAUAAGCCCAACGUACCCCCCUCACUCUUCCUGCUCCUCCAAAUUCUCCUACCUGACCCGCCGUGAGAGGCGGACAGCGCUCCCGCACACUUCUGGAAGGUUGAUUGCCACGACAUCGUAGUGCCCUCCUUCUACUCUAUGGACCGCACUAGUGGAACCGAGGUGGUGCAAGUGCUAGAUCCGCACAGGGGGUGUUUUUAGGUUCGCGGGGGUUAGGUUUGGCAGCGUUGUGGGUUCUGCACUCCGGGGAGUGCAGCGCGGGUUCCGCGGCUGUCGACAUGCAUUGGGAAGGCGCUUGAUUCGGAGUCCCCUGCGGCCUGGCAAUGGUGUUUGGGCGGCAGUUUCCUGGCUGCGCUAGCGGGUGUUGGCGUUUUCAGACUGAUUGGUCCGCGAAACCCUUGAACGCGCUGUGAAUCAUGGGGUGGGAUGGAAUAUUGAGGUUUCGGACAGUGUU
Tuber aestivum (summer truffle) is the source of this 8790-nucleotide messenger RNA. The record is from the annotation of a GenBank genome assembly. Lineage: Eukaryota; Fungi; Ascomycota; Pezizomycetes; Pezizales; Tuberaceae.